Molecule: messenger RNA, 5771 nt
Organism: Corvus hawaiiensis (hawaiian crow)
Lineage: Eukaryota; Metazoa; Chordata; Aves; Passeriformes; Corvidae
Gene: FAM217B
Product: family with sequence similarity 217 member B
Exons: 5
Coding region: 352-1833 (493 amino acids)
Source: RefSeq, a predicted model, not a curated record
GACAACUCAGCUCGCACAGCGCGCAGGGGGUUGAUCAUCUGCUCUCCAUAAAUUGGGAGCAGGAACACCCACCCCGUUGGGCUGUGACGCCCGGAUCCAGGCAGCCCUUGGAACUGCGCAGGCUGAGCGGUGGGGAUGGGGAUGGGGAUGAGCACAUGACACUGCACGGGAAGCUCUGGGAGCACAGCCGUACCCUCAGAAUCACAUCGGGAGGAUUUUGUUUGUUGGCUGCAUCUCCAGGACGUGGGGAUGUCUGCAUUGGAUACACUGAGUCUUGCAAAGCCAAAAGACUGGAGCCGUUUGAAGAUUAUGUAACAUUAAAGGGGCAGAUACCCUGUGGAAAGAGGAAUAAUGGGACCAGGCAUUCAGGAAUAUCCCUUAUUACUGCACAGAGAGACACAGCAGAAGGAAAGCCACAGCCACGCCAAUGAAAACCACAAAGGAAUGGUAAAUAAUGGAAAAAGCCAUCCCAGCACCAAAGGACUAAAUAAACCAAUUUCUUAUGCGAAAUCUCCUCCUGGAAGAUUAGGCAAAAACGUAUCAAGUGCCAUUGAAAAGAUUUCCCAUGACACUCAAGAUGGUCACCAACCAAGUGUUUUUAAGAAGGGAAGGAACCAGCUGGAUGGCAAUAAUCACUCAAAAAGGAUCCCGAGUGUUUGCACCUCUCUGCACAGUGCACAAGGACCAAAGAGGAGUCUACCAGAAGGAAGGCAAAAUGAUUCCUUCCUGCACAGGAUCCCCCCUGGCACAAAGGGCAGCACACAAGGAAGCUUCUGUAGGGCUAAGGAUGUCCCAAUGCAACAUUUUUAUUGCAGUAAAAAAGAACAGUUGGGAAAGAGUCAUGGAGAAUAUGCUGAAGCCAGUCCAGGCUCUUCGAAAUGGCAAGAAGCAUCUGUAGGUGAAAUGUUUCUUGAUUUUGAAUCAGUACAAAUUAUUAAAGAAGAUGCUGAAGAUGAUAGUGCCAGUGACCUCUCUGACUCAGAAAGGAUUCCCAUUCCCCCCUCUCCCUGCACACCACCAGAACUCAUCCUCAGAGCUGAAGAAAUUGACCCAGUUUGUUUGGAACACGUCCCUGAAAUGGGAUUUAAAGAAUCUGAAUAUUACUACCCCGACUUCCUCCCACCCCCUUUCAACUCGUGGGACCUGAAGCAGCUGGCCAUCUUUGUCCAUGUGGAAGGGAAGACGGAUUUCCGCCCCAAGCCCACGGGAUCUCUGGAGAAAUACAUCGAGCGCCUGGUGCAGCUGGAGUGGCUACAGAUGCAGACGGUGCAGAGUGAGAAAGGCAAAGCUGCCAAAGCCCGGCCCCAGACUGCCCCUGGCUCCACCCGUGCCCUCAAGAGCCCUGGAAAAGGCAAAGCCUUGCUCAGCCCUGUGCCCAGCAGGCAGGCAAUGCCCCAGGAAAGUGCCACCAGGCUGCCCAGGAGCUGUUUGGGGCACAGGGCAGAUCCAUACUCUGAGGAGAGUCGCCAGGUACGUUCCCAUCCAGGUCACCUGAAACUUCCUGACAGAAUGGGAUGUGCAGCAUCUUCUCAGAGGCAAACUGGUGAUAUAAGGAGUGAACUGAAAAAGAAACCAGCUGCAAAGCAGCAGCUUCUCAGUCUGCAGCCCCUUGAGAGCAGCUCUAAAAUCCAAAGUGUUGGUAACAUCAGACCCCCCAAGCAAGCCCCAGCAUUCCAUGGUGCAGCUGCUCCCAUCAAAGGCUUAAAAACAUACACGUGUACAAAUCCAAAGAAAAAUGGCAAUGCCAGCAAUUAUGUUCCUCCUAAAAAACCAACAGCGGACAGGAAAAUAAAAACAAAUGGCACAAAGCAAAUGCCACGCAAAUUUCAGUGAGGGAAAACUCAUUAGUGAAUAUUGAUGCUUCUUGACUGCUAGAAAGCAUCUGGCCAGUGCAGAAGAAUUUUUUUUUUCUUCAUAGGAAGAUCCUGAGAAAAAUGUGUUCCUGACACGUGGUUCUGAGUCAGCACUGCUCAUUUCUAUACAUUUGAUCUUAAGCCAGCAGGAAAUGUUUUCCCUGAAGGGAAGUGUCUUCCAUUGGUCUUUCCUCAAAAAUAUUUGUAAUUGCUCAAUGAAGAUAACAAUAGCACAGUGUGAAGUUUAGAGAAGUAUAGAACGUCCUGUCUGCGCCAUUUGAAGUCUGAGGUGUUCCUUGUGCUUACCCUGCUGUGUGUGAGGGAAUAGGGUUCACGCUCUUUUUCCUUGCCCACAUGUGCUUUUUGUAAGACAGGUUUGAUUGUGGUGUUUUCUGAUGGAAAUGGCUCAGCUGUUUUUAUAAAAUAAUGGAGCCUGUUAUCUAUGCAAAGUCAACUCUAAUUCUUCACAGAAGAUGAUGAAUUGGAUUUUUUUUAUGAAAUAGAUAUUUUUUUGAGAAGAAGAAGAAGAAUGGAGAUAAUGUUUUGAAAUAUUUUAAUGCAGAAAGAAUUCUUUUUAAGACAAAGUAUUAGGGACCAGACAGCUUCAAUAAUGACAGAUUAAGAAAAUGGAAUGUGUAUUUUUAUACCCUGGAAUCUUCACUGUGUUUACAGACAGUUUUCCUGGAAGUUCAUUUUGUAGGCCUUGAUGGUUUUUGUCAUUUAGGGGAAAUGACCAAAUUUCAAACUGCACAUGGAUAUAUUUGAGUAAUGCAGCUAAGGCUUUUAGCAGAGCCUGUAUGGUCUGAAUUGCAGAAGUGGUAGCCUCUCAAAACAUAAAAGGCAGACUCUUAAGGGAAGGAUUUAAAGGUUGUAAGUUCAAGUAAAGAUGUAUUUUGAUACAGAGAAUACAUAUUUUCAGUCACCUAAGAUGACUCUUAUCUAUCCUGUGGUCCAGUCUAGCUUGGCUUCUUAAUGUUUAGGGAGGUGAGAUGGGGAAAUGUCCUACACAAAGAAAUUGUACAACCAGGAUUGGGCCCUGUCUUUGGGCCUUCUGUCUUCUCUUGUGUCUGUGAGAUCCAAGAGAAUACAAAGGACAGUUCAGAGAAUAUUCAAGUGUCAGCUCAUCUGUUAUGAUUUCAAAUCAAUCACAGCAGCUGAGGACAGGAUCAUGUUAACACGAAAUUCUAAAGAAUGUUUUUUACUUUCAUUUUAAAAUCCUGGUCAGCAUAUUUUCCUCCUCAACCACCAGUCACAAUCUUCAUGAGAAGUGAGCUGAGGUCUGAUGGACCAGAUUCUGCAAGUGGAUCCUUCAUGUUGUGAUAAAAAAAUGAAAAAGUAGCAAAUACUGAAGAGUACAUUAUGUAUAUAGCUAAAUUGCACUUCUCUUGGUGAGCUCAUCUUGGUUUUAAGAUGCUUAGCUGUUUCUAUCUUUCAUUGUGCCUACCAGAUCUUUAGCUUUGUAAAAUUUCAAAGCAUGGAUUUAUAUGUAGUUUAAAAAGUGAGAAUAUUAAGAAAUGUAGUAAUAAAGUAGAGUAUUUUACAGUACAUAAAAACGUUGCUCAGGAAUAGUCCAAGAAAUAUUUUUAGGUUUUUUUUUCCUAGUCUACUGCAGACCAAACGUGAAAUUUUGAAUUGGUAAAGGAAACGAAUGUAAAAGACACCAUUACAUUUCCAGAAUCAGUAUUUGUAAAGUUACACUUAAUAUGAAUUGUAGUUGCAUGUACAUUCAGCUCUAUGCAAUUCAAGUGAAACUUAAUCUUACGUGCUCAAAGACCAGAGAAGUUGGCUGUGUCUGAGGUGUGGUGGCACUCAGGAUGGGACUGAACACCAGCAGCUGCAGAGGACCAGCACAUCCCAGUGUUGCUGUUUCACCCUUUUGUUUUGGUCCAGCCUCAUGUAUUUCAGCUUUUUUAGAUGAAAGGUUCCAGCACCCAGUGGUAGUGUUUCAAGCUCUGGCCAAAUUCUGCAAGCCUGCCUUAGUCAAGUUUUCCUUAAUCACAUGAAUAGAAGUGAAAAAUAGGAGGGCUGCUUUGCCAAUAAUGAGGCAUUUAAUGCACUAUUAUAGUUCACUGUCAAAAGCACCAAACCUGAGGUGAGCAGGAUCCAGGCAAUAAUAGAAUAGCAGUUUUUUAAACCAAAUUCUGUUAGAUACAGUAAAUAAUUCAGCAUGUUGUUGUAGCAUUGAAUAUUGCUGGAUGCUAAAUUAUCUAAAUUGAAGCUUUCCUGGCUUGUAAGGAGGGCAUGUAGAUACAGGCACAUUUUGCAUGAGCACUUCUUAAAGGAUAAAUAAACCCUAUUUCAACCAGCUGUGACCAGAGCAAAGGUGAUUGGCACUGGGAAAAAGGUUUUGUCACAGAGGUAGGAAGGUUUUAGUGUAGUGUUUGUCAUCUUAUGGACAUCAGUCUGGUUGUUGGAGACUAAAAAGUGAAGCAGGUGGAAGUGGUGAUGCAGCUUUAAAGAAGUCUGAAAACUUGUUCACCUUUGGGCUCCGUGUCCGUGUGGGAUCUGGCCAAUUAAGUUUGUCUCCCAUGAUAAUCACACCAGUCUAAUUUCUGUCAGUGAUUUGCUAUUUCUGACAUGCUUGUCUCUAUUCACACACAAAACCAGAAAUUCUGUGUUUGCCUCAACAACAGCUCUUGGCCUGAGCAGACCUGCAAGGGUUGGGUUUUAUUAUGUAUCCAUUGUAACUUCACCAUAUCCUGGGCCUACAGAGGGAAAGAGCUCCUUUUAUGAAGAGGACUAUGGUUUAUGUUUCUUUCAUUUUGUAUUGCUGGAUAUUGUCUUUAGAAGCACUUCUAAACAGAGCAGAAAAUUUAUUGCAUCAAAUAUACUCAAUUUAAAAUUAAUUAAGAUACGUCCACAGCACAUUGUUUGUGUGGUUAUUAUCCUUUUUUUUUGCAAGGUUUAGCAAUACAAUCUUGUGGAUCUGAGCCUAGCACUGGUGAUACUUCUUGAAGAACAGAUUACUGUGAUGUGAGAUAUUUAGAGUGACUUACUUUUUUUGCUAGAGAAUGUAAAGGUUUUGUGUUCUGCAGUAUUACCUGCAGAACAAAUAUGCUCAGGUUGCAUUUUAAAUAAACAGGCAAAUUUUACUUGAGUUACAUGCAUAUAAACUUUGAACAACUCAGUUGUUUUCAGUGAAAUGACCCUGUUAGAUGUGAAGAAACAGAAUUUUACUCCAAAAUGUAUAAACUGCUUUCCUUAGUAAUGCUAAUGUAUUUUUAGUGCAUCACAUGAAGAAAUUUAAAGCAAUACUGUUUUUCUCUUGACAUGUUCCUUUUUUCUCCAUUGCUUGCAUCUCAUACUGAGGGCAGUUCAAGUUUUACCUGCCCUGCACCGUCUCCCACCGCAUUUUCAGUUGGAUACAGCAGGAUAAUGCUGCGAGGAGGCUUGUGCUGAUUUCAUUGGGCUAAACUGUCCUGUUUGACUCCAGACUGCUGAAAUCUGCCCUAAUCCCGUCACUGUUCAUGUCCUUUCUGUGUUUCAUUCAUUGUUCUUUGAGGUAACUGUUACCUUGUAUUUGCUAUUUACAGGAUCUUCUUAGAACUCUGAGAGAAUUUUGACAGUUUUUUCAGCCAGUAUGUGCUACCUUUUUUUGGAGCUGAUAUUACACUUUAAAUUUCUACAGUAUGAAAUUGCCUAGAAUGUACUGGGUUUUGCCUUAUUUUAAAGGUAUUGAGCCUUUGUUGCUCCCAUUGCAUUAGUGGUUUUUCAUUUGAAAAAUAAACGGACCACGCUGGAAGGACUGAAUUUCAUUAACUGAGGAUUUGCAGCCCAGCUUUUGAUGUUGGUUAUUCAUGUGUUCUUAUUUAUUUGAACUUUUUGUGGAUAUUUUUGCUAGUAAUUCCAUGGAAAAGUGAUCUUGUAAUUCAAAGGUACCGUAUAUUUGCUACAUUAAAAGUGAGAUACUGCUCUGUU